This is a messenger RNA of Bacillus rossius redtenbacheri, 1712 nucleotides long. RefSeq names its product protein enabled (gene ena). The transcript is spliced from 10 exons. NCBI's taxonomy places the organism in Eukaryota, Metazoa, Arthropoda, Insecta, Phasmatodea, Bacillidae. The coding region runs from base 198 to 1601 and encodes 467 amino acids. Gene Ontology annotation, molecular function: SH3 domain binding. Gene Ontology annotation, biological process: intracellular transport. The record is from RefSeq and is a predicted model, not a curated record.
GCUUGAGAUUUCAAGAUGGCGGAGAGAGUAGUUUUGUAAUUUGUAGGGUGUAACUGAUGGUUGCUCAAUUAGCAAAGUAUGAUUCAUUGACUUUCCACUGUCAUUCGUAUUCGUAUGAACCACGCGGUGUGGAAUUUAUCAUCUUGAAUGCUGUCAGCUUUACAUUUCGACGCCUGAAACUUUAAGCUUCAGUAAAUAUGAGCGAGCAGAGCAUCGCCUCGGCGAGGGCGUCUGUGAUGGUGUACGACGACGUGAACAAGAAGUGGGUCCCGAGCGGCACGUCGUCGGGCCUGUCCAAGGUGCACAUCUUCCAGCACCAGGUCAACAACACCUUCCGCGUCGUCGGCCGCAAGCUGCAGGACCACGAGGUGGUCAUAAACUGCGCGAUCCUGAAGGGGCUGAAGUACAACCAGGCGACCGCCACGUUCCACCAGUGGCGCGACAACAAGCAAGUGUACGGCCUCAACUUCAGCAGCAAGGAUGACGCCGACUCGUUCGCGCGCGCCAUGCUGCAAGCGCUCGAGAUCCUGAGCAGCGCCAUCGCCAGGCCGGUGCCCCCUCCGCCGGGGGUCGCCCCCGCCCCGCAGUCCGUGUACCAGCCGGCCAACGGGCAGUUCGAGGAGGACAUGGGCUACAGUCAGGUGGUCUCUCUGCCCCGAGUGGCGCUGUACCACCAGGUGACGUCGGGCGCCCCGGCAAGGAUACCGGACGCCGGCCACGCCGGGACCACGAGGACCAUGACGCGAGAGGAUGUGGCAGUCAUUCAGGAGAGAAGAAUGUCUCAGCAACAGCAAAUGCUGGGCAGCCCCGGCAGCUCCUCCCCGGGAGCACCGACGCCGCCCGCCCCGCCGGGCCACCACCGCACCUCGUCCGCCCCGCCGGCGCCUCAGCCCCCGCCGAUGGCUCUGGCCCCCUCGGCCACCUCCCCCCAGCAGCCCGGGCCGCCCCCCGCCCCGCCAGCCCCGCCAGCCCCGCCCUGCCCCCCCUGGCUGGGGCCGCCCGCCCCCUCCGUGCCCCCCGUGAUGUCCGCCCCGCCCCCGCCGCCCCCUCCGCCCGCCCCCAGCGCCCUGUCCCGCUCCUCCAGCAACGACGGCCAGGACCAGACGUCCUCGCUGGCGGCCCAGCUACAGAGCGCCCGGCUGCGGCGCUCCAAGCAGCAGGCGGAGAACAGUGGCUCCAGCACCAGCAGCAGCGGCAGCAGCAACUACGGCACCAUCGGGCGCGGGGGCGUCGCCACCAUGUCCAGCAUGAUGGACGAGAUGGCCAAGACGCUGGCGCGGCGCCGCAAGGCCGCCGAGAAGAAGGACCCCGCCGACGCCCCGCAGGAGGGGGACGCGGGCCAGGACAGGAAGGCGUGGGACAAGGCGGGCGCCAACGGCAGGUUCGCCAACGGGCCCGGCCCGGAGUCGCCCAAGCCGGCGCGCAAGCGGCUGGGCUCGUCCUCGGAGGAGCCGGCGGCGGGGAGGCCCGACGGCGCGGCGGAGGGGGGCGGCGGCUGGGAGGCGCUCAAAGCCGACCUGCUCAGGGAGAUGAGGAAGGAGAUGGACAAGAUGAAGCAGGACAUCAUCGACGCCAUAAAGGUGGAGUUCAGUCGGAGGUAAUGGCCGCGUCGGUGUUGCGGCUGGCGCACCCAGUUCCUAGGAGGCAGAGUUGGCUGCGUCAUCAUUCGUCAGGUCUGCGGGGAGAAAGUGACGGAAGGGAGAGAAGAAGGA